Molecule: messenger RNA, 982 nt
Organism: Clarias gariepinus (North African catfish)
Lineage: Eukaryota; Metazoa; Chordata; Actinopteri; Siluriformes; Clariidae
Gene: cthrc1b
Product: collagen triple helix repeat containing 1b
Exons: 4
Coding region: 61-756 (231 amino acids)
Source: RefSeq, a predicted model, not a curated record
UCCUGUGGCUGAGUCCGCGGCUAAGCGCGCUCCCGUGACUCGGCUCUCCGCACAGCGAACAUGGCGCAUCUGGCGCGGCGCGCGCUGCUCUUCCUCUGCCUGGCUGUCCCGUGCCACGGAGCCGAGAGACUCAAGACCAGAGGAAUCCGACAGAAGGACACCGACUACAUCGACAAAUAUGGAAGCUGCAUGCAGGGACCAUCGGGCAUCCCAGGCCGAGAGGGAAACCCAGGAGUAAACGGAAUCCCGGGAACGCCAGGAGUCCCGGGUCGAGAUGGAGCGAAAGGAGAGAAGGGUGAGUGUGUGACCGAGAGGUUCGAUGAGCCGUGGACACCCAACUACAAGCAGUGCGCCUGGAAAUCGCUCAACUACGGCAUCGACCUGGGCAAAAUCGCAGAGUGUACGUUUACUAAGUUGCGCUCGGACAGCUCACUGCGCGUCCUCUUCAGCGGCUCGCUCCGGCUCAAGUGUAAGACGGCCUGCUGUCAGCGCUGGUACUUUACCUUCAACGGAGCCGAAUGUUCCGGCCCGCUGCCCAUCGAGUCCAUCGUUUAUCUGGACCAGGGCAGCCCCGAGUUUAACUCCACCAUCAACAUCCACCGCACCACGUCAGUGGAAGGUCUGUGCGAGGGCAUCCGAGCCGGUCUGUUGGACGUGGCCAUCUGGGUGGGGACGUGCGGCGACUACCCACACGGCGACGCCUCCACUGGCUGGAACUCCGUUUCCAGGGUGAUCAUCGAGGAGCUGCCUAAAUGACCUCCGACCUCGAACACACACUUUAGCGCCUCCUUGUGAAACGGAGAUCGUUAGUUCCUCUUAUUAGUGUUACUGUAUAAGUCUCACUCAAUAAGUACUGUAGAAACAGCAUGACUUUUUCGGGUUAUAUUUUAGACAUUUUUAUAUAUGUAUUUUUUAAAAGAAUCCUGUAAAAUAAUCUUCCGCCUCAAAGUAUAUACGUACAAGUAAGUUUCUUCUUCUUAUU